CCCCAAGUAUUUUAUCAGACUUUCUCAGCAAACGUCAUAAAGGUUAUAACUUUCAACUCUCUAUAGUAUAAUGAAUGUGAAAGAUGAGAUUUUGUACUAUAUAGCGGGCAAAAGAGGCGAGGAGGUCAUAAUGGCGACAACCCAACAUUUUAGGAAGAGCGGAAAAAGAAGAGGAUCUCCGGGUAAAUGCAGUGAUUUGUCUCUUUUUCAAAUCUGUGGGCCAAACAAUGGCCAUGACUUUUGGAUGAAGACGCCAAAUGCUAAUGACAUUGACUGGCUUGUUGAAGGCAGGGAAUGGCCUCCACCACAUGUUCUUCAGGGCUUCUAUCUUCAAAAGAUAAGCCUAUUAUUGUAUUCUUCCAUGUCUGCUGCUGCAAAGGUGGAACUCUGUGAUUUGUCAACCCUCUAUUUCAAGGAGACCUGCCGGAAAAGAUAUUCAUGGAGUAAACUGAAGACAAUGGCGACGGAUUGAAGAGGGAAGAGGGUAGCGACCAAGAGAUGGAAGAAAAUUUAAUUUGUUCGUUAUGAGAUAUAUAUUGACCGAUUCUCUCACCAUUUUCAAU
Molecule: messenger RNA, 563 nt
Organism: Neltuma alba
Lineage: Eukaryota; Viridiplantae; Streptophyta; Magnoliopsida; Fabales; Fabaceae
Exons: 2
Coding region: 71-472 (133 amino acids)
Source: RefSeq, a predicted model, not a curated record